Messenger RNA from Odobenus rosmarus divergens (Pacific walrus), 2659 nucleotides. RefSeq names its product cysteine-serine-rich nuclear protein 2 (gene CSRNP2). The transcript is spliced from 5 exons. Gene Ontology annotation, cellular component: nucleus. Bases 351 to 1982 code for a protein of 543 amino acids. NCBI's taxonomy places the organism in Eukaryota, Metazoa, Chordata, Mammalia, Carnivora, Odobenidae. Gene Ontology annotation, molecular function: sequence-specific DNA binding; DNA-binding transcription factor activity, RNA polymerase II-specific. The record is from RefSeq and is a predicted model, not a curated record. Gene Ontology annotation, biological process: regulation of transcription by RNA polymerase II.
UUGUUAGCCGGAGCCGGGGCGGUUCUGGGCGUCUGCUACCGGGGGCGCCCGAGUUGCUGGAGCCGUCCGCCCUCCGCCGCCUGCCGGCCGACCUGCCCACCCGCCCUCCCUCCCAGCCCUGCCGCCCUGGGAACUCCCCGACCGUCGCCGCGGGCCCGGGACUCGCUAUCUCGUCUCUCCUUCCCACCCGGGCUAGGGCGGCGGCGGCGGCGGCAGCGGGGGCGGCAGAGAUCAUCACGGGAGGAGGCAGCUGCGGCGGGGCCGAAUCCUAAUGUACCUGGCUAACUGGUGGUGAGCAGGGGCUUUGGGGCCAACGUGGUGGGCUCCCCAAGGAAACCCCUUUGAAACCAAUGGAUGCAUUCACGGGCUCGAGUCUCAAGAGGAAGUUUGAUGAUGUGGAUGUGGGCUCAUCAGUUUCCAACUCAGAUGAUGAGAUCUCCAGCAGUGACAGUGCUGACAGCUGUGACAGCCUCAAUCCUCCUACAGCUGCCAGCUUCACGCCCACAUCCAUCCUCAAGCGGCAGAAGCAGUUGCGGAGGAAGAAUGUACGCUUUGACCAGGUGACCGUGUACUACUUCGCCCGGCGCCAGGGUUUCACCAGUGUGCCCAGCCAGGGUGGGAGCUCGCUGGGCAUGGCCCAGCGCCAUAACUCCGUACGCAGCUACACGCUCUGUGAGUUUGCUCAAGAGCAGGAGGUGAACCAUCGGGAGAUUCUUCGUGAGCACCUGAAGGAGGAGAAACUCCAUGCCAAGAAGAUGAAGCUGACCAAGAAUGGGACAGUGGAGUCGGUGGAGGCCGAUGGCCUGACCCUGGAUGAUGUUUCAGAUGAAGAUAUUGAUGUGGAAAACGUGGAGGUGGAUGAUUACUUCUUCCUGCAGCCCCUGCCCACCAAACGGCGACGAGCCUUGCUGAGGGCUUCGGGGGUCCACCGCAUUGAUGCUGAAGAGAAGCAAGAACUUCGAGCCAUCCGCCUGUCACGGGAAGAGUGUGGUUGUGACUGUCGCCUGUAUUGUGACCCAGAAGCAUGUGCCUGUAGUCAGGCUGGCAUUAAAUGCCAGGUGGAUCGCAUGUCCUUCCCAUGCGGCUGUUCACGGGAUGGCUGUGGGAACAUGGCUGGGCGCAUUGAGUUUAAUCCGAUCCGGGUCCGGACUCAUUACCUCCACACCAUCAUGAAGCUGGAGCUGGAGAGCAAGCGGCAGGUGAGCCGCCCACCGGCCCCAGACGAGGAGCCCUCCCCCACGGCCAGCUGCAGCCUGACGGGAGCACAGGGCUCGGAGACACAGGACUUCCAGGAGUUCCUCGCUGAGAACGAGACGGCAGUGAUGCACCUGCAGAGCGCGGAGGAACUGGAGCGGCUCAAGGCAGAGGAAGAUUCCAGUGGCUCUAGCGCCAGCCUGGACUCCAGCAUAGAGAGCCUGGGCGUGUGCAUCCUGGAGGAGCCCUUGGCUGUUCCCGAAGAGCUGUGCCCCGGCCUGACCGCCCCCAUUCUCAUCCAGGCCCAGCUGCCCCCUGGCUCCUCGGUCCUGUGUUUUGCCGAGAACUCGGACCACCCCACCGCCUCAGCAGUGAACAGCCCGUCCUACUUGAACAGCGGGCCCCUGGUCUAUUACCAGGUGGAGCAGAGGCCCGUGCUGGGGGUGAAAGGAGAGCCCAGCACCGAAGAAGUCCCACCCUCUUUCCCCAAGGAGAAGGAUCUGAAUGUCUUCUCUCUCCCUGUUACCUCACUGGUGGCUUGUAGCCCCACAGACCCAGCUGCCCUGUGUAAAUCGGAAGUGGGGAAAACGUCCACUCUAGAAGCGCUAGUGCCGGAAGCUUGUAGCCCUGAGGAGCCUGAGAAUGAAGACUUCCGCCCCUCGUGGUCCCCCUCGAGCCUCCCCUUCCGCACGGACAACGAAGAGGGCUGUGUGGUAGAGAAAGGCUCACAGCAGAGUGAGGACAGGCCCCCUGAAGAUUCUUCCCUAGAACUCCCUCUGGCAGUGUGACGCGGGGACGGAGACUCUGCCUCUUACCCAGUCUCUAUUUAUUCCCUUAUUUUAUCUAACACCAUUUCAAAACAAAACUGUAGAAGCAGCUGCUACCCCCAUGUUAUUUUAUCGGGGUCUUGGGGGGGAUGGGUGGGAAAGAAUUGUUUGUAAAAGUAUUUUUUAAAGGGUAAACGGAACCAAGGAGACCAGUCCCCGCUUGAUCUGGGGAGAGUCUUGGGGCAGAGGCUGCGCAGUGCUGAAUACUGGGCUUUCUAGGCCACUGGAACAAAGAAUGAGGAUCUCACAGGAAAAGCUGGGUAAUUCAAGCAGCUAUUCUUUAUGUAGGGACCAGAACACAGUAAUUUGAACAGCAUGGCAAAGCCCCUUCUCCUUUCCUGAGCUCCAGGUGGGGUACGAGGUCAUUUUCUCAUCAGUCACCCUGAUAUCCCACUUUGGUGUAUCAUCAUCAGCUGGAAUAUCAUCUGGUCACAUCCAGAGGGGAGUGGGUAGAAGGGUCUCUGCUUCUGUAGAAAACCUCCAGGAUUGAUAAAAACUUAACCUGCCUUCCCUGGCCCCCCGCUAUUUGGUAAAUAAGUUAAUAUUUGACAUGUUUAGUGUUCUCUGACCUGUUCCCCACACUGGGGAUUCCUGGUCUGUAACUUGAAUUAUUUCUUUAACAUGUUCUUAGGUACUAG